This is a messenger RNA of Ictidomys tridecemlineatus (thirteen-lined ground squirrel), 1023 nucleotides long. NCBI's taxonomy places the organism in Eukaryota, Metazoa, Chordata, Mammalia, Rodentia, Sciuridae. The record is from RefSeq and is a predicted model, not a curated record.
UAGUGACCAGAUCGGAGUGUGCUGUAUGCAGGCACAGUGGAAGCCGAAGUGGGCAUGGAGGUGUCUGUUGACCAGGAAUUUUCUCCGGACCUCAGUGACAACACUUCCAAGGCCUACAGAGAUUUCAACAAGACCUUCCAGGAUCAGAUGAUGAAGAUUUACAAAGGCGUGCAGGGAUUCAGGGCUGUGAAAAUCCUCUCCUUGAGGAGUGGCAGCAUCGUGGUGGAUUAUCUGGUCCUACUGGAGCUGUCCUUCAGCCCGAAGUUGGAGAGCCAGUAUGAAAAGGUGAAGACGGUCCUGAAGGAGGAGCUCCAAAGUGUCAUUCAGGAUGGGGACAGCUGCCAGCAUAACCAGACCCUGUGCUUUAAGCCUAACUCCGUCAAAGUGAAUGAGAACAUCAGGACAGAGCUGACCCCGAAAGCCAUCUGUAGCAGAGCGGCUGCCAAGGGCUAUGAGGAAUUCUACUUCCCCCUGGUGGAGCAGAAUCGGCUCCGUUGCGUCACCAACUGUACGCCCGGCUUGGACGGUGCCAUCAACUGUGGACAGGGCCAAUGCCUUCUGGAGAGGAGCGGUCCAGUGUGCAGAUGUUUCUCCACUGACACUCAUUGGUUCUCGGGGUCGCGUUGCGAGAUGGCCAUCCACUGGAGGGCGCUGGUCGGGGGCCUGGCGGGGGGCGCCGGGGUGCUGCUGCUGCUGCUGGGGCUGCUGAGCGUCUGGCUGGUGCGCUCCCGGGGAAAGGACCGCCAGCGCCGAGGACAGUCCUGGGACGACGACAGGCAAUGGUUUGAGAUCUGGGAUGAAGACACCGUGGGGACUUUUUCCAACAUUGGCUUCGAGGACGACAGAAUAGUCAAUGACGAAAGCUUCCACGUGGCCUUGGAUAAUGUGGACACCAGCACGAAGCGAUCUCUGAGCCUGAAGCCCUCGGACCUCCUUUGCCAGGAAGAUCAAGUUUGGGGAUGGGGAGUUGUGGAAUCUCCAGUUCCCCAAGUGAACACAAUAUAGCAUUUAUUAUCAAAGAAA